CGGGUGUCACUGCGGGGGCCUAGGUCUGGGCGCGGUUGGCCCUCCGCGGGGGGCGGGGGGUCCCGGUCCCCGCGGGAAGGACGAACUCGCGGGCGGGGCGGGGCGGGGCCUGCGGUGAGGUCACGCGCGAUGGGCGGUUCUGCCGCGGGGCGGCGGCGCGGCGUGGGCACUGCUGGGCUCAAGGACUGACGCACUGUCAGACCCGGGCUCGCAGGGCCGGCGAGGGGGCUAUAGCGCCUCCAGUCGACCAGGAGCUCCCAGAGGGCAGGGGGUUGUCCCACCCUCUCUGUGCCCUGCCCCAGCCCUGGCCUGAGUUGAAUCGAAGACCAGCUGCUCUCCACUUCCCUGCUCCCACUCUGCCCUCUCACCUCCGGCCAUGGUGCCCCUGUUCGCCCUGUUCCUGGUGGCCUUGGUGGGCCUACCUGUGGCCCAGGCUCUGGACUGCCACGUGUGUGCCUACAAUGGCGAGAACUGCUUCAACCCCAUGCGCUGCCCGGCCAUGGUCACCUACUGCAUGACCACGCGCACUUACUACACCCCGACCAGGAUGAAGGUGAGCAAGUCGUGCGUGCCCAGCUGCUUUGAGACCGUGUACGAUGGCUACUCCAAGCACGCGUCCACCACUUCCUGCUGCCAGUACGACCUCUGUAACGGUGCUGGCCUUGCAGCCCCUGCAACCCUGGCCCCUGUACUCCUGGCCACCCUCUGGGGUCUGCUCUAAAGCCCCGUCCCGCCCUCCACAGACUCACUCAAGGGCAAAGUGCUGAGCAGCACGGUCCCACCCUCUCCCCCUGCGCACCCCCUCUCUGCCCUCCCCCGACCCCCCCCCCCCCAGCCACAUCCAGGAAUGUCUGCAAGAGGACUCUUGACCUCCUCCAGCUACCCGGGGGUCUGCUUCCAGGUCAUGACCUGUUGUUUUCAGAAGGCCGAUGUGGGACCACACCUCCCAAGGCAUCUGGCUUUGACGGGGCAGCUCAGCCCCCUCCUCUGUCCAAGGAUGGGGGUGUGGGCACGGUGUGCUGUUUAUGGGGGAUCUUCAGUUGGCCGGUGAACACUGACGUGAAGGGGACCUCUGCGUCUGCCCUGUAAGUGUGCUGGAGGGGGAGGGGAGAUUAGGGACCCAGGGGGUGGGGAACAGUCCUAGGAAGAAGGCUCUCCAGGGUCCUAGGAGGGCUGCCCAGGGCAGGUGUGGCAUGGCAGGCCGAUCGGGGAAGCCCUGUGCCCCCCGCCCCCCGUCGGCCGUCCCCUCGUGUCUAGGCAGCCCUUGGCAGGGGAGGAAGUGGUUCAGCCUAAAGAGGCCCGUUAGGCCCCUCCAGACCCGGCGCUGGGCCCCUGCGCAAGGCCUGAGCCUGGAGA
Messenger RNA from Aethalodelphis obliquidens (Pacific white-sided dolphin), 1356 nucleotides. RefSeq names its product Ly6/neurotoxin 1 (gene LYNX1). The record is from RefSeq and is a predicted model, not a curated record. Gene Ontology annotation, cellular component: plasma membrane. The coding region runs from base 377 to 721 and encodes 114 amino acids. Lineage: Eukaryota; Metazoa; Chordata; Mammalia; Artiodactyla; Delphinidae. The transcript is spliced from 4 exons.